This is a messenger RNA of Procambarus clarkii (red swamp crayfish), 2695 nucleotides long. The record is from RefSeq and is a predicted model, not a curated record. Lineage: Eukaryota; Metazoa; Arthropoda; Malacostraca; Decapoda; Cambaridae.
UGUGGGUUAAAAUAAAAUAUAUGUUUCCCCGGGUGCCUUGUACCGCCAUUGAUAGGUUCAGGCGCCACACCGGUAAGAUCCUCCAUCUGGAGCUCCUUCUGACUCGGGCCUCUGGUAUAUCUCUCUGUCUCUCUCUUCUCAAGGGUCUUACUAAAGGAGUGUAAUGUUGAGCUUGAUACGGCAGGUAGCUGUAAGAAGUACAAGCAUUCACCCGUAUAACUUCAUUCCGGCAGUGAACCAUUGCUGUGGCUUAUCCCUGAUAACACCUCCAUCUUCUACCAGCCAUAAACAACAGUCCUACACCAUGUCCACAAUGACAUCUCCUCCAGCAGUAGCAACUAAGACACAGGGCAUUGAGAAAAGUGUUUGGGUUGAAUUCAUUCAGUUGGCAUUAGAGGUGAAGCCCCUGAACCUUGGGCAGGGCUUCCCUGAUUUUGCUGCCCCAGAAACUGUUAGGAAAGCCCUUGCUGAAGCUUCUACAAGUGAAACCAAUGUUCUACUCAAUCAGUACACUCGUGGCUUUGGUCACCCUCGUUUGGUGGCAGCUAUAGCAAAGCUUUAUUCUAAAUUGGUAGGAAGAGAACUCAACCCCCUUACUGAAGUUCUGGUCACAGCAGGAGCGUAUGAGGCACUCUUUUCUACCAUUAUGGGACUGGUCGAUCAAGGUGAUGAGGUCAUCAUCAUUGAACCAUUCUUUGACUGCUAUGUUCCUCAAGUCAAAUUGGCUGGUGGAAUUCCUGUCUUUGUUCCUCUGCGUCCUAAGAAAACUGAAGGAGUAACAUCAUCAGGAGACUGGGUGUUGGAUCCUGUGGAAUUGGCGAAUGCGUUCACUGAUAAGACGAAGGCAAUUAUAGUUAACACCCCAAAUAAUCCACUAGGAAAGGUGUACUCUCAUGAGGAGUUAACAAUGAUUGCAGACCUGUGCAAAAAACACAACAGUAUUGCUAUUAUGGACGAAGUUUAUGAGUGGAUCACCUACAGUGGGUGCAAGCACAUCCGAAUGGCCACAUUACCAGGAAUGUGGGAACGCACAGUCUCCAUUGGUUCAGCAGGGAAAACCUUCUCUGUGACUGGCUGGAAGACUGGAUGGGCGUAUGGACCUAAUAACUUGCUGAAAGGAGCUCAAGUAAUUCACCAGCACUCUGUGUACACUUGCACCACACCUGUGCAGGAGGCUGUAGCUAUAGGGUUUGAGAUAGAAAUGCAACGGUUUGGAACACCAGAUUGCUACUUCCAGUCACUACCUGCUGAGCUGGAAACGAAACGUGAUAAAAUUGUCAAGAUUCUCUCAGAUUCUGGACUCAAUCCAAUAAUUCCAGAGGGUGGCUAUUUCAUCUUGGCUGAUGUGCGGGACAUUGCAAGCAAGAUUGAUGUUGGGGGUGAUACCAAUGAGCGCAAAGAUUUCCGUUUUGUUAAGUGGUUGUCACGUAACCGCAAGCUUCAGGGUAUUCCCCCUUCAGCCUUCUACUCUCCGGAACAUGGUGAUAUUGGCGAGAACUACAUUCGCUUCUGUUUUAUAAAGGAAGAUGAAAAUUUGGAGAAAGCUGGAGAGAUCUUGAGAGUUCUUAAGAAGGAUAUUGAUGAGAAGAGAGUUUGAACAACGGGAACAUUUAACAAAUCAGGCUUUGCACAAAUGUUUUGGUUUAUAGUGGUGGUCGAGCCCAUUUAAAAAUUGAGUGGAUAAUUUAUGGAAUAAACCUAUACUGCAAUAAAGUCUUUAAAUUAAAAAUACUUUUCUUAUAUAAAAAAUAGAAUAUGGAAUUUAUUAAUAAUAUUGCAUUGGAAUUAAGUUACGAAAGGAAAGUUAUAUAAAUAAACACUUCAAAGGAGGCACUGAAAUAAUAAUCUCUUCAAAGUUUUGUGAUGUGUUCACUCUGCCUCAUAACUUUGCUCAAAAAGGUCAGAUGAUAUGAGAAUUGAUAACAUGACCUAUUCAUAUGAAACAUUAUGGUCUUGCUUUAAAGUCUUUCCACUGCCUUACAGCUGCAUCUGCAUUGUACAGAAAUUAUUUUCGAUCAAAUUAUCUGUUAGAAAAAGCCGUGAAUGGUUUUACAGCAAGCUUAUCCUCAUGUUCUCUAGAUUAAUCAGCAACAUGCCAUGUGUGUCUUUUGACCAGUUCCAUAAUAUUUUUGAUUUUUCAGAUAAUGUCAUUACUAUUAUCCUAAUUGCAUUAUUUUUGCAAACUGGGUAUGCUAUUGAUAUAAUUAGUGUAUUGUACAUGUAUUGGGUGUACAGCACACUUGUUGGGGGACUAUAAUAUACCUUUUGGACAGUAAUUGCUAAGGCAGUUUAAUAUUCUUAUCUUGAUGUAUAAUAUUUGCUAAAGCUAUUAAAAGUAUUUUUUUUUUUAACAAAAAUAUAGUGAUAAUUGUAUACCAUGAAUGAUAUUGAGAAACUAUCUGACUUUAAGGAAACCAUUGUAUUGUAUUUUCACAUGUAUAUUUACUGGGAAAAGUGCACAACAUUUGUAGCUGCUCAAUAACUGGUCUAUAUUGAAAGUACAUGUGCAUGUAUUUUUUAAAUGGUUAAACAUGCUAAUUAAAUGAUAUUUCCUUAUAUAAUUGUCCAUUGUUGGCAAUACUAUACUACCUAUACUUGUGAUCUGGUGGAGAAUGAAUGUUUGUAUAAUGUUGUAUAUGGGGAUAACCUGCUGAUGUAUAGAUUUUUAAAUAAAUAUUUGUGGCUAUCCUUUUGA